CUACUGACCAAUCAUAAACCCCGUUUUUUCUUCAUCUUAUAUAAUUCGGGUUCUUUCCCUCCUUCAAUCUUAAAAAGUUCAGAUGCUGGUUUUCGGCAUAUUUCAUUUAUUUUCGGGCUCUAUGCAGUAAGAGGCGAGGCACUUAAACAGUCUUGAAUUUUCUAACCCUGAAAUCAGAUCGGCCGGCGAAUUGAAAAUACUCUGAUAGGAAUUCGUUAUGGUGAGCAACGAGAGUAAUAUCCCGGGUCUAUAGUUCUGUGGGUUCGAACUCCUCGGGAUGGAUGACUUCCUAGUGAGGGCAUGGUGGAUAAUCAUUCAUGUUAUGUAUCAGCUUAGGCCUCGAGAGUAAUAUUAAGCAACUCGAACUAUCGCUUGAUCUCAAUCAUUUGACUUGUGAAGAGCGGCUAUCUUUACGUUAUUUACUUACUUGAAUACACAUGUAGUCUUCGGUGACUCUUGUUAUUCCAUUGUAUACAGGUCAACCUCAACGUGGCUAAGAUGAUAGCCUACAGCUCCGGGCCGAAGCCGGCUCGCAAGGUCCUCUUGUUUGGACCGCAAGCCCUGGCUUUCGACAUCAGCUUCUUCAACAAGCUAUACAAUCAACUUCAUGAGGCACCUGGCAAUCAUUGGGCUUUGGACAGUGUAUCUACACUUCCUGGUUUCUGGAAGGAUCUUCUGAAGAACAUCCCAAAAUUGCAGCACCUAGAUGGAGAACAGCUGUUACGAGAUCUGAACGAAGGGUUAAAAAUAGGGGAUAUCUCACCAUCUCUGUUCCCAUUACCAAAUAUCCUGCUCUCUCCCUUGGUUAUCAUUGCCCAAUUGACACAGUAUUUGAGUUUCUUGAAAGCUGCACUGCCGGACCUCGCCGAUAACGAUGAAUUGCCUGCCUCCGUCACUGAGAACACGGAAACUCUUGGAUUAUGCACUGGAAUGUUGAGCGCUCUCGCGGUCGGUUGUUCUUCUAGCGUAGCAGAACUUCGAAGUUAUGGAGCUGUUGCAGUUAGGCUAGCGAUGCUUGUUGGCGCGCUGGUCGACGCCGAGGAACUGUCACCUGACUCAGGGGGCAAGUCAGUAUCGUUCUCCGUAUCCUGGAAUGGUGCGGAGUCUAGCGCCGCUGUCAAUCAAGUUCUGGAGAAAUUCCCCGAGGCAUAUGUUUCGGUUUUUGUCGAUGAGAGAAGAUCGACAGUGACAGCAUCCAGACGGAUAGCUCCUGCUUUGAUUGAAAAUCUUAAGAAGUGUGGUGUCUACGUUACCGAAGUUGCAUUGUAUGGUCGAUUUCACUGGGUAAAGCACCAGGAAAAUGUAGACAAACUCAUCCAACUUUGCGACCAAACUCCGGAACUCCAAUUCCCUUCUCCGUCCAAGAUGGUGCUCUCCAGCAGGCUGGAGACUGGAGGUCAAUACAUCUCUACCGGAAGUCUCCACGAAUCUGCCUUACGGGAAAUUCUGCUGAAGCCGUCUCAGUGGCUAAGCACAUUCAGCCUCCUCUACACUUCGCAAUUAAUUACCGACGGCAACGUCAUCUGUUUCGGGCCGGAACGUUGUGUGCCGCCAACAAUAGCUAGGAAACUUGGAUCUCGACUAGUUCACAUUUCUGAUGUUGAUUUAACGACGUCUCCGGUACCCGGCACGCUCUUGGGACGGAGUUCAGCACCCGCGCUGGAAGACCUUCCGGACGAGCGCAUUGCUGUUAUCGGUAUGUCCUGCCAUGUCCCCGGAGCCCAAGAUCUUGACGAAUUCUGGAAUAUCUUGGUCAAGGCCGAAUCCCAGCAUAGAGAGGUUCCAACCGACCGUUUUAGCAUGGAAACACCUUGGAGGGAACUUGAACCAAACCGCAAGUGGUUUGGUAACUUUAUGCAAGAUUACGACACCUUCGAUCAUAAAUUUUUCAAGAAGAGCCCGCGCGAAAUGUCAUCAACCGAUCCUCAACAUCGCCUGUGUUUGAAACUUGCGUAUCAAGCCGUCGAACAAGCUGGAUAUUUUGCUGUCCCUGACAUUGAUAAGCAGAUUGGCGUUUAUAUUGGGGUUGGAAAUAAUGACUACGAACGAAAUAUUGCGUGUUACCCGCCAAAUGCUUAUUCAGCUACUGGAAAUCUGAGAAGUUUUAUCGCAGGGAAAGUCAGCCAUUAUUUCGGGUGGACUGGUCCAGCUCUGACGAUCGAUACUGCCUGCUCGUCUUCUGCUGUAGCAAUUCACCAGGCCUGCCGCUCUAUCAUCACCGGCGAAUGUAGUACUGCGGUUGCGGGAGGCGUCAAUGUCCUUACUAGUCCUGAAUGGUUCCAAAAUCUAUCUGGUGCUUCCUUCCUCAGCCCAACCGGACAGUGUAAGCCUUUUGACGUCAAGGCUGAUGGGUAUUGCAGAGGAGAGGGUGGAGGGAUUGUCUUUUUGAAGAAACUCUCUUCCGCUAUUGCCGAUGGCGACCAAGUGUUAGGUGUAAUCGCGGGAACGCGAGUCUACCAGAACCAAAACUGCACAGCAAUUACUGUGCCAAACGCAAUAUCACUAUCGGAUCUUUUCACGGACGUCGUGAGACAGUCAAGGCUUGAACCCCAUGCCGUAUCUGUCGUUGAGGCGCAUGGAACAGGGACUCCUGUAGGAGACCCUGCAGAGUACGACGGUAUCAGGCAAAUUUUGGGUGGCCCGAAGCGCCCCAACACGCUGUCCUUGUCGUCUGUUAAGGGCUUGCUCGGCCACACUGAAUUCUCGUCAGGUGUAAUAGCUCUACUAAAGAUAUUACUCAUGAUUAAUGAAGGAUCUAUCCCUCCCCAAGCUAGCUUUACCACCAUUAACCCCGCGAUUAAGGCAGUCCCCGAGGACAAGAUUGAGAUUCCAACCCGCUUAAAGUCAUGGGAUGUUGGUUUCCGCGCGGCUCUUAUCAACAACUACGGCGCCUCCGGUUCUAAUGCUUCGAUGGUCAUCACCGAGAGCCCGAAGCUCUUAACCGGAAAACCGCUCCCGGGGCCAUCUUCCGCCGAGAACUUCCCGUUCUGGUUCUGUGGGUUCGAUCAAAGCAGCCUCCGAUCGUACGUUGCCAAAUUCAGACGCCUUUUACAGGUUCAAUCUAGUUCGCGUAAAGAUCUGAGCGUACGCAACUUGUCAUUCCAGCUGUCCCGCCAGUCGAAUAGAACUCUUCCACAGGCCCUGAUACUAAACGCCAAAUCCACCAGCGACUUAGAUCAAAAGCUUGAGGCUUUUGAAAAGGGUGACAACAGCGUCGCGGCGAUUCCACUCCAGCCAGUUCGCCCUGUGAUUCUAUGCUUUGGAGGCCAGAUUUCCACGUUUGUCGGAUUGGAUAAAGAUGUCUACGAUCGGGUGACACUCCUAAGAGCUCACUUGGAUCAAUGCGAUGCUAUGUGUCUCUCCCUAGGACUCGACAGUAUCUACCCUGGCAUCUUCCAGAAGUCCCCCAUUGAGGAUACUGUUAAGCUGCAAACCAUACUUUUCGCAACACAGUAUUCGUGCGCCAAAUCGUGGAUAGAUUCAGGGGUUAAGGUUACAGCCGUGGUCGGUCACAGUUUCGGCGAAUUGACAGCCCUUUGCGUUGCUGGAGCCUACUCGCUAAAGGAUGCCUUCAAAUUAAUUUCUGGCCGAGCCCGCCUGAUCCGGGAUACCUGGGGUACUGACAAAGGAUCUAUGCUCGCCGUCGAAGCUGAUAUUACCGAUGUAGAAGCUUUAAUUUCUGCUUCCAACAAGGCCUCGGGAGGUGCAUCCCCAUUGUCAAUUGCCUGUUACAACGGACCUAAAACUUUCACUCUUGGUGGUUCCGCGAAAGCCGCUCAGAUUGCCGAAGAUCUUGUCAAAAAUGAUCCGGCUUUCUCUCGAUUCAAACUGAAGAAGCUCAACGUAACGAAUGCCUUCCACACCGCUCUCGUAGAUGCGUUGAAGGAUGAUCUUGAAGUACUAGGGCGGGGUAUUGCAGUCAGCGAACCGGCGAUCAAGGUAGAACGAGCGACUGAGCAGAGGUCUGCUGGAAAGCUAGAGUCAAGUUUCGUGGCUAAGCACAUGAGGAAUCCAGUCUUCUUCAACCACGCCGUCCAAAGACUCGCCAAGGAAUACCCAGCAGCGAUCUGGCUAGAGGCUGGGUCGAAUUCCACCGUGACUAACAUGGCGAGUCGUGCACUUGGGAAUCCAAGCACCGGUCACUUCCAGCCUGCCAAUGUCACUAGCGACAACUCCUUCCAAUUUCUUGCAGAUGCGACCACUAAGCUUUGGAAACAGGGCUUGAAUGUGUCUUUCUGGGCGCAUCACAAGAGCCAGGUAUCGGAAUAUUCACCAAUAGUGCUGCCUCCGUACCAGUUCGAAAAGACGAGGCACUGGAUGGAACUCAAAGCGCCUCCGAAGCUGGAGGUCCCAGUGGUUGAACAAGUCCAAGUACCAGAGGUUCCCAAGGGUCUUACGACCUUUGUUGGCUACCAAGAUGACGCAAAGAGGUCUGUCCGGUUCAGAGUUAACACAAGCAUAGACAAGUUCCAGAAGCCAACAUCGGCUAAUAUUGUGGUUAACGCAGCCGUCUGCACUCCCGGUACUUUACAAUUGGAAGUUGUGCUAGAUGCAUUUUUGAAUCUCAGGUCGAACUUUAAAGAUUUCAGCUUCCAACCUGAAAUCCGAGGACUUGUCUACCACAAUGCUUUGAUUGCCGAUCCUUCGAAAACGCUAUUUGUAGAUGCUGUCGCUAAAGACGGCGAAGGAUUGAUAUGGGACUGGAAGCUUAGCGGUACCAACUCAUCUGGCAGCGUAACAGACUACAGCUCUGCUACGAUAGUAUUCCGAGCAGCCAACGACCCUCAGCUUAAUGAAUACUUCGAGAGUUUGGCACGUUUGAGCGGCAGAAAACGAUGCGCUGAUCUCUUGCGAGGCGAUCUCGCUGAUGAUGUACUUCAAGGCCGAAACAUCUACCGAGCUUUUGAGCAGGUUGUGGAUUAUAAAGAACAUCUUCGCCACGUAACUAAGAUAGCUGGAAAAGAUCUCGAUGCAGCGGGUCGGGUUACGAAAGCGUAUGAAGGGGAAAAUUGGAUCGAUCCCGUUUUGACGGAGUGUUUCUGUCAAGUCACAGGUAUCUUCGUGAACCUAAUGACCGAUGCCUCGGAUUUAUCGAAGAGAGGCAUUUUCAUCUCUGAGCGGAUUGCCCGAUGGAUUCGCAAUCCUAAAUUGAGCGGAACCGGUUCACAAUCGGAUGUAUGGGAGGUUUUCGCGGUGCACCAUCGUGAAUCCGAGACGAAAUACAUCAGCGACGUCUUCGCUUUCGAUGCUCGAGAUGGAUCGUUGGUUGAGGCGGUAUUGGGAAUUUCCUACGUGAAAGUGCCAUUAGAAGGAUUCCGCAGAAUAUUAUCUAGGGGAGCACAGUCAGCAUCUCAACCACCCACUACUGCAGCCACAUCAGCGCCAUCGCAGGUCCAAGCUCCGGAGCCUGUCGCAGCAGCACCUACUGCUACUUCAGCAGCCCCGAGUCAGCCUAAAGCGGCCGCUAAAAAGGCACCAAAGGCAGCCGGACCAGACAUUGCUGGGAAGACUCGCGAUAUUGUAUGCAACCUUUCUGGUUUAGAACCCUCGGAAGUCCAAGAUGACUCCGAUCUUAUUGAGAUCGGCAUUGAUUCCCUCAUGGCCAUGGAACUAGUGCGGGAGGUCGAAGCUGCAUUUAAAUGCACUCUUUCAAAUGACCAGCUUAUGGACUUGACCCACUUCCGCAGUCUUGUAGUGUGCAUUCGGUCGACUCUAGGCCUUCCCGACGAAGGGGCGGAUGAGGAUGAGGAAGAGUCCUCCACAGGAGAGACCGAAGCGGCACCCCAGACCAAUGGCGUUGCGCACACUAACGGGGUUAACGGAGUGAACGAAACUAAUGGGGUUAACGGAGCACAUGUCACUAAUGGCGUCAACGGCGUCAACGGAGCAAAUGGUUUACACGAUACGAAUGGUGUCAACGGUAAAGAAGAGUUAAACGGCAUCAAUGGUGUCAAUGGUCACGUACCUUCGUCAGGCAAAGAUAUCGAUCUGCCUACUUCAACAACACUGAAUGUUUUCCGCGAGGUCAAAUGGACUACCGAUGACUUCAUCGCACAAGAGAAGCUGGCGAAUUACCAUAAGAAAGUUGUACCAAGAUCGACGGAGCUUUGCGCCGCUUACCUCGUUCAGGCUUUUGAGCAGCUUGGCUGUCCAAUCCGAUCCGCAAAACCUGGCCAACGACUUGAGCGCGUCCCAUAUCAUCCCAAGCAUGAAAGGAAUAUGAAGUUGAUGUAUCAGAUCCUGGAGGUCGACGCUCGUUUAAUAGACAUUAACGGCUCGGAGAUUACACGCACAGCCGUCGCGGCACCCACCAAAUCUCCAGAAGCUCUACUCGAAAAAUUGCUUCAUGACGAACCAGCAAGUGCAGCUGAGCACAGGCUCACAGCUAUAACAGGCGGUAGUCUUUCGGACAUCAUUACCGGCAAGGUAGAUGCUGCACAAUUAAUCUUUGGUACACCUGAGAGCCGAGAAGUCGCAUCGGCCUUCUAUGCAAAUUCGCCCUUUACAGGCGUCUGGAUUCAACAACUUGAACAUUUCCUCAAGCAAUUCGUCGCUGCUCUUCCCAAGAAUGGAGAUACACUCCGCAUUUUCGAAGUCGGAGGGGGUACUGGUGGAACAACAUGUAAACUUGUACCGUUACUGGCUCGCCUCGGAGUGCCCGUCAAAUACACCAUGACCGAUAUCUCAGGUUCGCUAAUCGCAGCCGCCCGAAAGAGAUUCAAGCAAUACCCAUUCAUGGAGUUCAAAAUGUUUGACAUGGAAAGCGAACCAGACUCGAAGUUUUUGGAGAGCCAGCACAUCGUGCUAGGUACAAACUGUAUCCAUGCGACGCGAGAUCUGUCCAUUUCUCUAACAAACCUUCGUCGCGUACUACGUCCCGAUGGAUUUUUGAUUCUUUUGGAAAUGACAGAGAUGGUUCCAUGGGUCGACUUCGUGUUUGGAAUGAUAGAAGGCUGGUGGUUGUUUGAAGAUGGACGUGACUAUGUACUGCAACCACCCACGCACUGGGAGAAGGUUCUCCAUUCGGUAGGUUAUGGUCACGUCGACUGGACCGAUGGAGAUCUUCCGGAAGCCGGCCUCCAGCGGUUGAUAAUCGCGCAUGCAUCUGGUCCAAAAUUCGAGCGUGGACCGAAGCCUCCCGCCCCGCCCGCGGUUGAGGAAGCCCCCGCGAUUCCGGAUCAGACAGAACGUCGCGCGAUGAUUGAGGCGUACAUUGACAAAUACAUCAAAGAUUUCCGAGCACCAUCCAACUCCGGAGGGCCAACCACCACGUCAACACCCGCAGGGAAGCGCGUGCUCGUUACAGGUGCUACCGGAAGUUUGGGUGCACACAUCGCCGCCUCCCUCGCGCGACGCCCGGACGUUGAGAUGGUCGUGUGCAUUAACCGAAUAAGUACCAUUGAAGCGAAGACCCGCCAGAAGAAGUCUCUUGAGAUGAGAGGCAUCAUGCUUGACGAGGAAUCUUUGGCCAAGCUAAACGUCGUUGAAACGGACACAAGCAAGCCCAACCUAGGAUUUUCGCCAGAAACAUACGAUUAUAUGGUGCACAACGUCACUCAAAUUGUCCACAGUGCUUGGCCAAUGAGUUUGACGCGUCCGAUUCGUACAUAUGAGAUUCAAUUCAAGAUAGUGCGAAACCUCAUCGACCUUGCGUGUAGAAUCUCAGAGUACAGGCCACCGCCAUUCCGAGUUGGUUUCCAAUUUGUUUCCUCAAUCGCUACAGUAGCCAAUUACCCUCAAUGGAAGGGCGUACCACGGGUACCUGAGGGGCUGACACAAAUGGAGUCCGUGCCCUACACCGGCUACGCUGAAGCGAAGAUGGGUUCUGAGCACAUGCUGCACAGAACGCUAUAUAGCUUGCCGGAACGCUUCCAUACUAUGGCAGUGCGUGUCGCACAGAUUGCCGGGUCUACCAGUAACGGGUACUGGAAUCCAACAGAGUACAUUCCUUUCCUUGUGAAAACUUCACAAAACCUCAAGCUUCUUCCAGAUUUGGACGGUGAUUUAUCAUGGUAUCCCGUCGAUGACGUCGCAUCAACUCUUGGUGAUCUACUAGUGUCUGGUACUGCGGAGGACAUGGUCUAUCAUAUUGACAACCCGUCGCGCCAGACUUGGAAGGAGUUAAUUGCAAACCUAGCAUCUGUGCUAGGCCUUGGUCCUGAGAGCAUCGUUCCAUUUGACGAAUGGAUUGACCGGGUACGACGUUUCAGGGCCUCUACGACUGAUAACCCGUCGCUACAGUUGAUGGAUUUCUUUGAGAUUUAUUUCGUCCCUAUGUCCUGCGGUGGUCUAAUUCUAGACACGACACAAGCUGAGAAGCAUUCGGAGACACUGAAGAACGAGGGUCCCAUAGACUAUAAUCUUCUGAUGAAGUACAUUGAAUCAUGGAAGAGAUCCGGUUUCCUAAAUCCAUGAGAUGGAAUUUCCUUUAAUUUCAAUACUAUAGAUAAUUAGAUAGACAUCGGAUGUUGUAUUAGCCAAUAAAUGUUUGAAUGUUUUGUGUACCUAAUUAUGUAGAAAUUGUUAAGAGGUAUUUUCAGAAAAUGCGCCUGCGAUGAGCCCUGGCACCUAAUCCUGUACAGUGUCGCCCUUCAAUAUACCAAUUGAAAACCGAGCUUACCUGUGAAUUAUGGGUAUCAAAGAUCCGAUACUAAAGGAGAAUUACUAUCACGAUAUUACAGGUACCUAAUCUGUCUACUGUAUGCUGCGUUUCUAACCCCACUAUAGAGGUGUUCUCUUCAUUUCAUCAGCAUCACUGUUUUAACCCUAUCAUCUUUUAGCUGCGACGAAAUAAGUCAAGAAUACAAGAACUAGCAGUUUAUCCGGGUAUA
This is a messenger RNA of Hypoxylon trugodes, 8831 nucleotides long. RefSeq names its product citrinin polyketide synthase. The record is from RefSeq and is a predicted model, not a curated record. The coding region runs from base 499 to 8415 and encodes 2638 amino acids. Lineage: Eukaryota; Fungi; Ascomycota; Sordariomycetes; Xylariales; Hypoxylaceae. The transcript is spliced from 2 exons. Gene Ontology annotation, biological process: fatty acid biosynthetic process. Gene Ontology annotation, molecular function: phosphopantetheine binding; methyltransferase activity; 3-oxoacyl-[acyl-carrier-protein] synthase activity.